Messenger RNA from Gymnogyps californianus (California condor), 4073 nucleotides. RefSeq names its product carboxypeptidase E (gene CPE). The transcript is spliced from 9 exons. NCBI's taxonomy places the organism in Eukaryota, Metazoa, Chordata, Aves, Accipitriformes, Cathartidae. The record is from RefSeq and is a predicted model, not a curated record. Bases 1 to 1425 code for a protein of 474 amino acids. Gene Ontology annotation, biological process: proteolysis. Gene Ontology annotation, molecular function: metallocarboxypeptidase activity; zinc ion binding.
AUGGCGGUGCAGGUGCAGGUGCGGGUGCGGGUGCUGCUGGCGCUCUUCGGGGUGCUCGCUGCCUGCCGGGCGGCGGCGGCGGCGGAGCCGGUGGCGGGGGGCACCAGCCGGCGGCGGCGGCUGAGCGCCGAGGAGGGCAUCUCCUUUGAGUACCACCGCUACGCCGAGCUGCGGGAGGCGCUGGUGGCCGUGUGGCUGCAGUGCCCCGCCAUCAGCAGGAUCUACACGGUGGGGCGCAGCGCCGAGGGCCGAGAGCUCUUGGUGAUCGAGGUCUCCGACCGCCCCGGCGAGCAUGAGCCCGGAGAACCAGAAUUUAAGUAUGUCGGGAAUAUGCAUGGAAAUGAAGCUGUCGGGAGGGAGUUGCUCAUCUUCUUGGCUCAGUACUUGUGUAAUGAAUACCAGAAAGGAAAUGAAACUAUUAUCAACUUGAUCCAUAGCACACGUAUCCAUAUCAUGCCAUCUUUGAACCCGGAUGGCUUUGAGAAGGCAGCAUCCCAGCCCGGUGAACUUAAAGACUGGUUUGUUGGUCGAAGUAAUGCCCAAGGGAUAGACCUAAACCGAAAUUUCCCUGAUCUUGAUAGAAUAGUCUAUGUUAAUGAGAAAGAAGGUGGCCCUAACAACCAUCUGCUGAAAAACAUGAAAAAAGCUGUGGACCAGAAUCCUAAGCUUGCUCCUGAAACGAAAGGUGUCAUUCACUGGAUUAUGGAUAUUCCCUUUGUGCUCUCUGCCAAUCUUCAUGGAGGAGACCUUGUUGCAAACUAUCCUUAUGACGAGACUCGGAGUGGCAGUGCUCAUGAAUACAGCUCCUGCCCCGAUGAUGCUAUUUUUCAAAGCCUGGCUCGCAGUUAUUCUUCUUUUAAUCCCGCUAUGUCUGAUCCAAACAGACCACCAUGUCGUAAAAAUGACGAUGACAGCAGCUUUGUGGAUGGAACAACUAAUGGCGGCGCAUGGUACAGCGUCCCGGGAGGAAUGCAGGAUUUCAAUUACCUCAGCAGCAACUGCUUUGAAAUCACAGUGGAGCUUAGCUGUGAAAAAUUCCCACCUGAAGAAACUCUGAAGGGCUACUGGGAGGACAACAAGAACUCCCUUAUCAAUUACAUCGAGCAGAUUCAUCGAGGAGUGAAGGGGUUUGUUAAAGAUCUUCAGGGCAAUCCAAUAGCAAAUGCUACAAUUUCUGUGGAGGGUAUAAGCCAUGACGUUACAUCAGCCAAAGAUGGUGAUUACUGGAGAUUGCUUGUGCCUGGAAAUUACAAACUUACAGCCUCAGCACCAGGCUAUCUAGCAAUAACUAAAAAGGUGGCUGUGCCCUUUAGCCCUGCGGUUGUGGUUGAUUUUGAGCUGGAGUCAUUGUCUGAAAGAAAAGAGGAGGAGAAAGAAGAGUUGAUGGAAUGGUGGAAGAUGAUGUCAGAAACACUAAAUUUUUAAAUGAAGAUUUUGGCUUUACAGCUUUUAAUCUAUUAUAUGUUGACUUAGUAUAAUGUACUGUGGAAAGUCCCUAUAUUCUAGAUUUUGUGCACUUCACAAUAAUUAACUUUGAAUUUUUCAGUCAUCUUUUGAUUAAUAUGAUUACAAAUAACUACUGGCUUCCUUGCUAGAUAAAUAAGUUAUUAAUUUUCUUUCAUAUUGUUUUAGAACAUUUACUCCUAUAUACAAAUCAGAAAAAAAAUGAAUGUCUCUGCAGCCUGUAUGGAAGUACAAUCUGUUGUGUAUUAUUUGCAAGUUCAGAAUAUGUAGGUUAACUCUUGAUUUUAAAAAAGAAAUAUGCUGUAGUCAAUUCCCAAUACUGCCAGAAUAUUUGACAGUGCAUAGUAGUAGACAGUGCUCUUUACCGAGUUCUAUAAUGGAUGUUAUUGAAAAGAUUUAUAAUAACAGUGUGUGGUGUAAUAAUGUUUUACCAGGAUUAAAAUUCAGUAUAACAUUUUGUAUGUCUUUGGUGUUGGGGCUAUUUAAAUAUGUAAGAACUGUAAGCUGACUUCAUUUUAGUAAGCAGAAGGAAUUUGCGUAACCUCUUUUAUUAAAGAUGGUGUGGAAUGAAUUCAGGAAAUAGCAGGGCUUUAUUCCUUAAACUGUUAACGAUAUUUCAAGAUCAGGUUUUAAUUAUUUCUCAUUACUUAUUAACCAAAUUAAAAAUUCUGAAUGGGCGAAGAAGAAGAGCUUGUGUAUCUUGUUAAUAUGCUGCUUGUGUUUGUUUUACAGCAAGAAAAAAAACUUGUUUCAGGUGAUAUCUGUUUUAAUUAGAUAACUACCUUUUCAACGAUCUUUACAUGUGUCAGUGGUGUUUAGAUAAUCAGCCAAAAGUUCAUAUGUUCACUGAAAGCUACCAGAACAUUACCAUUUAGACAAUGAACUGGAAGUCUACUGAGGACAUGCAUUUAGUCUCACAACCCAAGAAUGGUUUUGUUUCCAACUUUGUUUCUUCUGCUGGUUAGUCUUAUCUAAAACUAGAAGCAAGACAGAUAAGUGAAAAUUUUUUCAGUGUGGUGAAAUUUUCCCAAAAUACUUGAAGAUGAUACAAAAAGCAACUUUGAUUUAAAAAGAUCCUUCUUCCCCCUGUUUUUUUUAGUAUACUUGAAUUAACUUGCUUUAGUACUUUGUCUAAGAUGAGUGAAAUUUGCAGAGUCAGAGAAUACAUAUGAACUGUAGUGGGUGCCAUUUGGUAUAAUUCUGAAACCACUGCUGGUGUGCUACUUGAUAGCAGCUAAGCAUCUCAUCUGUUUGAAAGCUUACACACUACUGCUGGUCUAUUUUAAUUCAAGAUCAGAUGUUCAAUAUAGAUUUCCUUCCUCUCUUUCUUUAGUAUCACUGUCUGUGUUUUCAUUAGCAUAUUAUUUCAGUUGAUGCUGUAGGAGUUCAGUACCGUUCAGAACCAACCAACAAUGCACUAUCAUGCUCCUGCCGUAAGUGAAAAACCACAUGUUCAGGUGUGGGAUCCAAAUUUAGCUCUUUGGGGUAUUUAAAAAUCUACUGAAAAUACUGUUUUCUGAGAAUUUUAAAUUCUUUAAUUAAAAUAGCACUUGAUCCUUUAAAGUAGCAGGCUUAAGUUUUGACACACAUUGAUAAAGUGAACAGCAAUAAAAAGGCAUAAACUUUCUCUCUCUGAUCAAGUUUGCUAUGUAACCUGUAGCUCAUUUGGGUAGUAGGUAUUUAAUUCCAAACUUCAGGGGAACUUUACUUGCUGUAAGUUGUUAUGCAGUGAUGAAUCUCCAUUGCGAGGAGGAACCCCUGUGGCAAACGAAGAAUCUUAUCUGAACAUGUCUUGAUAACAACUUGUGGCUAGCUGUGCACAAGAGUGUGCGUAAAGGAUGCCCAGUUACACCAACUUGGGUGUUUAUGACAAUUUGAAAGGCUAAGACAGGUAGCACAAAACACACUCUGUGUCUGGAAGUAACGAUACUGUUUUCAACUGAACCAGGUUAAAAUCAAAGCAAACAGUAUAAAAAUGAAUUAUAACAAGAGACUGCUGGCAUGUAGGCAAAUGGCUACAGGAGUGUUUCUGAUCUGUAAACUAAUGUAAUAAGGCAAGUGUAUAUUUGUACAGAACCCCUUGCUCUGCCCCUUCCAAACCUAACAAUUUCAAUCCAAAUGAUAUUACUGCAUGGUGUGAUGCCUGUCAUGCAUCCGGUCUUCCUGUGUGGUGGAUUGUGUGGCAUAGUUAGUGCAGACAUUACAUGAAAGUGAUCUCAUAACAGAUUUCUAAUCCAUAUUUGUGUUAGGUGUGUGAAAUCCUCUGGUCUACUGUUUCAUACAUUUGCGAUUAAAUGUGGUGUCCCUUAAAUGAUCUCUUUGUUUUGCUCUAGAUGACUGCUUGCUAUUACCGUGCUGAGAACAGGUUAAAGUGAUUAAAUGUUACAACACCAGAACCACUGCCACUGUUCUUGCUGUAGGUAAACAUCCUUAAGAACAGCGUAGCCAGGACUCUCAAUAAAUUAAUUUGUUAUGUAGCUUUCCUAGCUGAACUGAGCUGUGCAGUAGGACUGUGUAUGUUUAAAUGGAAGAUUAAAAUGUUGUGUGAUGCUGAGCUUUUGGUUAAAAAGACACAUGCUGUACUAUUGUACAAUAAAUCUACAGGUUUA